GUCUCUAAGAGGCAAGAGCCCUUCCCACUCCCCAGAGCCUUCCUUCAAGAGGCCAGAAGACCCAGGUUUGGGAAGAGGGGGAGCUUGCUGUGUGGAGGGCUGCCUGCAACCAGAUCUGAUGCCCCCUCCAUGCUUCCCCUCCCCCCAGGUGAGGGGAAACUGAGUCCCAGCUAGGCUCAUGGAAUGAAGAGGGCACAAACAGAAUUUUCAAGGCGUUCGCCCUCCGGCCGGGAAGCAUGGGGCCGUCCCGGCUCGUGUGCGCCCUCCUGCUCGCCGCCUGCUGCUGCUGUCGCCGCGCCGCGGGUGUGCCCGGAGAGGCAGAGCCCCCCGAGCCGGAGCUGGUGGAGGCGGAAGUGGGCGGCACGGCGCUUCUCAAGUGCAGCCCCUCCCAUUCCCAGGGCAACUUCAGCCACGUGGACUGGUUUUCUGUGCACAAGGAGAAGCCGACGCUCAUCUUCCGCGUGCGCAAGGGCCAGGGCCAGAGUGAACCCGGGGAGUACCAGCAGCGGCUCAGUCUCCAGGACAGAGGGACCACGCUGGCCCUGAGCCACAUCACGCCCCACGACGAGCGCAUCUUCCUGUGCCAGGCCAAGCGCCCUCAGUCCCACGAGCACCGCAUCCAACUCCGUGUUUACAAAGCCCCGGAGGAGCCGACCAUCCAGGUCAAUCCCUUGGGCAUCUCGGUCAGCAGUAAGGAGCCUGAGGAGGUGGCCACCUGUGUGGGGAGAAAUGGGUACCCCGUUCCUCAAGUCAUCUGGUAUAAGAACGGCCACUCCCUGAAGGAGGAGAAGAACCGGGUCCACAUUCAGUCAUCCCAGAUCGUGGAGUCAAGCGGUCUGUACACCUUGGAGAGCGUUCUGAAGGCCCAGCUGGCGAAGGAGGACAAAGAUGCCCGGUUUUACUGUGAGCUCAACUACCGGCUGCCCAGCGGCAACCACAUGAAGGAGUCUCGGGAAGUCAACGUCCAGGUUUUCUACCCGGCGGAGAAGGUGUGGCUGGAGGUGGAGCCCGUGGGGGCGCUGAAGGAAGGCGACCGCGUGGAAAUCAGGUGUUUGGCGGACGGCAACCCCCCGCCCCACUUCACCAUCAGCAAGCAGAACCUCGGCACCAAGGACACGGAGGAGAUGACACCCGAAGACAACGGGGCCCUGGUCUUGGAGUCUGCCCAGAAGGAGCAUAGUGGGCUCUAUCAGUGUCAGGGCCUGGACUUGGAAACCAUGGCUUCGCUGCUGAGCGACCCACAGGAGCUGCUGGUGAACUACGUGUCCGACGUGCGGGUGAGCCCUGCAGCCCCGGAGAGCCGGGAGGGCGGCAGCCUCACCCUCCGCUGUGAGGCAGAGAGUAACCAAGCCGUGGAGUUCCAGUGGCUGAGAGAGAAGACAGGCCAGGUGCUGGAAAAGGGGCCUGUGCUCCAGUUCCACGGCCUGACGCGCGAGGCAGGGGGAGGCUACCGCUGCCUGGCGUCCGUGCCCAGCGUCCCGGGCCUGAACCGCACGCAGCUGGUCCACGUGGCCAUUCUUGGGUCCCCAUGGAUGACGCUGAAGGAGAGGAAGAUACGGGUGCGAGAGAACGAGGUGCUCAAUCUGUCGUGCGAAGCCUCGGGACAUCCGCGGCCCAGCAUCUCCUGGAGCGUCGCGGGCACGGCACAGGAACAAGACCAAGAUCCGCAGGGCGUCCUGAGUGUCCUGAAUGUCCUCGUGACCCCAGAGCUGUUGAGGACGGGGGCCGAGUGCGUGGCUUCCAACUCCCUAGGCACAAACACCACCACCAUUCUCCUGGAGCUGGACUCCAGCAGAAGCACCGGCCUGAGCACCUCCACCGUCAGUCCCUCCGUCCGAGCCAACAGCACCUCCACAGAGAAGAAGCUGCCAGAGCCUGAAAGCAAGGGCGUGGCCAUCGUGGCCGUGACGGUGUGUGUGCUGGUGCUGGCCGUGCUGGGUGCCGUCCUCUAUUUCUUCUACAAGAAGGGCAAGCUGCCGUGCGGGCGGUCAGGCAAGCAGGAGAUCUGGCCCCGGAGCGCCGAAGAGCCCCUCAUCGCCCAGUCCGAUGUCUUUGCCAGUGAGCCUCCCUUUCCUCGCCCGAGAUGCCAACUUCUUGCCUCCCUCCCUCCUCCCAGCACGCUGCCCCCGUCUCGUAAGAGCGAAUUUGUAGUUGAAGUUAAGUCAGAUAAGCUCCCAGAAGAGAUGGGCCUCCUACAGGGCAGCAGCGGUGACCAGAGGGCGCCCGGAGACCAGGGAGAGAAAUACAUCGAUCUGAGGCACUAGCCCGCCCAGGACACCGAGCGCCCUUCCCACCUGGAAUGUUUUCUGCUCCCCACUCACGCCCUCCCUCCCAACGCUCAGGACGACCGCCAAAGCCUCCGAAGCGGGCUGUGGAGAAGGCCCCUGCCGCAGCAGGCGUGCCGGCCCCAUCUCAGAGGGCUGAGCCAGCCCGCCACCGUCUCACUGUUGGGUGAUGCUCACCCCAGGGAGGGGCCUCAGCAUCCUGGGAGCGGGAAGGAGUUUCUCACAGACCAUGUUGUGGGUGUACGUACCUGUCUUCAGCCGGCAGCCUAUUUAUCUUGGUGCUGGCUUCCUGCUCCGAAGGCUGGCCUCGUCCUUCAGUUGUGUCGCUGAAGUGAGGGCUCCCUGAGCCCAGGCCCCUCUCACACCGUUCUGGAGAGUACCGCAGCCUUCCUGACAAGCGGCUACCCACCUGCUUCAGGAGCCCCUUUUGUGACCCACCUUCCUCUGGGCAGAAGCCAGGACUGGUGUCAUUCCUUAAAAGAGGUGUUGGGUGUAUCUCAUGGUCCCUGCAGGGAGGAAGCUAGGCAGUUUUCCAGAGUUAGGCCAUUGAGCCCAACACCCUCCCCCUGCAGUUUGGCUCCCACUGCCCAGUCAAGGGGUCGUAUCAGACUAAAAGGUGGGGUUAGGGGACAGAGAUGAGGUCCCGACUGUCUUUUAGGAGAAUUAUAUCAAGGCUAUAAUUCUACUAGCACCAAACUUCUACGAACUGAGCUAACGGGCUUAGACCCUGGCAGAAGCGCCCUCACGGGAGAAUGGUACUUCGGGACGAGGAGCGGGCCUGGCUGCAGCUUUGGGGUGUGUAUGUGUAUCUAUCUGUGUGUGCGUGUAUGUAUAUGUGGUUUUGUUAGGUCGUGUGUACAUUUGCAAAUUUCCUUUAUAUAUAUAUAUAUAUAUAUAUAUGAAAAAUAAAGCUUAAUUGUCCCAGAAACGUCA
Mirounga angustirostris (Northern elephant seal) is the source of this 3218-nucleotide messenger RNA. It is a transcript of the gene MCAM, whose product is annotated as melanoma cell adhesion molecule. Gene Ontology annotation, molecular function: laminin receptor activity. The record is from RefSeq and is a predicted model, not a curated record. Gene Ontology annotation, cellular component: plasma membrane. Lineage: Eukaryota; Metazoa; Chordata; Mammalia; Carnivora; Phocidae. Bases 237 to 2264 code for a protein of 675 amino acids. The transcript has 18 exons.